Molecule: messenger RNA, 2430 nt
Organism: Salvelinus namaycush (lake trout)
Lineage: Eukaryota; Metazoa; Chordata; Actinopteri; Salmoniformes; Salmonidae
Product: protocadherin alpha-C2-like
Exons: 1
Coding region: 1-2430 (809 amino acids)
Biological process (GO): homophilic cell-cell adhesion
Cellular component (GO): plasma membrane
Molecular function (GO): calcium ion binding
Source: RefSeq, a predicted model, not a curated record
AUGGAGGCGAAUUGUGUCAUUCAGCCCUGGAAAAGGUACGUGUCGGUUUUUAUUUUAUUCUCUGCCACCAUAAACACGUUGUCUGCCGUUACCCAUUAUUCUAUUCCCGAAGAAAUGGAGGAAGGCUCUGUUGUUGCUAAUCUAGCCGCUGAUUUGGGACUGGACGUGAAAACACUGAGUAGACGGAAGAUGCGGUUAGACAUCAUUGCCAAAAAGAAAUACUUGGAUGUGAACAAAGAAACAGGCGAACUGUACGUUGUUGAGAAGAUAGAUCGAGAAUAUCUCUGCGCUUCUAAAACAGCCACGACUUGUUUUCUGAAAUUGGAUGCGACAAUCGAAAACCCAAUACGAAUAUUCAACAUCGAAUUGGAAAUAAUGGAUAUCAAUGACAAUGCGCCACACUUUCGACGGGAUUCCAUACAUCUGGACAUAUCUGAAUCCACGCCAACCGGGGAAAGAUUCUCGUUAAACAACGCAGUGGAUUCUGAUGUCGGUACAAACUCAGUUAAAACAUACUAUCUCAGUGAAAGUGAGCAUUUUAAUAUUGAAGUUCAGACCGGGAGAGACGGGUCAAAGUUUGCUGAUCUAAUUUUGAAAAAGACUUUAGACCGAGAGGAGCAGGCGGUUCAUAAUCUAAUACUCACCGCUGUAGAUGGCGGAGUCCCCGCGCGGUCUGGCACAGCUAGCAUCAUUGUUCGCGUGCUGGACACGAAUGACAACGCCCCUCAAUUUGAAAAGGAUAAUUACAAUAUAAACAUAAUGGAGAACUAUCCAUUUGGAAGUCUUGUGGUUAAAUUGAACGCAACGGAUAUAGAUGAUGGCACUAAUUCGGACAUUGUCUAUUCAUUUAGUUUGUAUACAUCAGAAAAGGCGAAAGGAACCUUCAGUUUGAACCCAGCUAACGGAGAAAUCAGAGUAAAAGAAAUGAUUAAUUAUGAAGAUUUUAGAAUUUAUGAUAUGGAAGUCAUAGCAACAGAUAAGGGAGCCAAUUCCUUAUCAGGACAGUGUAAGUUAACUCUUCUGGUCACAGAUAUGAAUGAUAAUCAUCCAGAAAUCUCCAUCAAAUCAUUUCAAAGUCCAGUCAAGGAGGAUAUAGCAGUAGACACGGUGAUAGCAGUGGUUAGUGUCAGCGAUAAAGAUUCAGGUGACAAUGGAAAAGUCGAUAUUCACAUUGCUGAUCAAUUGCCAUUUGCACUAAGAGAGUCUUCUGAUAACUAUUAUGAGUUGGUAGUUUCACAACCUCUGGAUCGUGAGAAGGUCCCAGAAUAUGAAAUCACCUUUACCGUAACAGACAGGGGUUCCCCUCCGCUGUCUGACAACGAAACUACGACUUUAGAACUACUAGACGUUAACGACAACGUUCCACAGUUCCCUCAGUCGUUCUACACUAUUCCCGUUAUGGAGAAUAACGCACCUGGGGCCUUGCUAAGUUCCCUCACUGCGUUUGAUCCAGACCUCCAUGAAAACCAGUAUCUAGUUUAUUUCAUCAUAGAGAAGGAGAUAGUGAACACCUCCAUGUCAAUGCUGUUCUCCAUCAAUCCGGAGAACGGUAAUCUUUACGCACUAAAGACGUUUGACUAUGAGAUAGAGAAGGAGUUCCUUUUCCACAUCGAGGCCAGAGACUCGGGUGUUCCUCCGCUCAGCAGUAACGUGACUGUCCACGUCAUUAUUGUGGACCAGAACGACAACACACCGGUCAUAGUGUCUCCAUGGCGCGCGCACGGCUCCGUGGUGGAGGAGAAGAUCCCCAGAUCCACCGAUAAAGGAUCCCUGGUCUCCAAGGUGAUAGCCAUAGACACGGACUCGGUCCAGAACUCUCGGAUUACAUACCAGUUUCUACAGGUUACUGACGCCACCCUAUUCAGUCUGGACCAAUACAACGGAGAGAUACGUACUAUGAGAAUGUUCAGUUACAGAGAUCCGCGUCAUCAACGGCUGGUUGUCAUCGCCAAGGACAACGGGGAACCUGCUCUCUCUGCUACAGUUACGAUCAAGCUCUCAACAGUGGAGACUGCCGUUAAAGCCUACUCUGACAUGACGGAAGUGCCUCUAGAAUAUGACAUAUUUUCAGAUUUAAACCUGUAUUUGGUGAUCGGCCUGGGCUCGGUGUCCUUUCUGUUAUUGAUCACCAUAUUGGUCACCUGUGUGCUGAAGUGUCAGAAACCAAUGCCCAGUAAAGCGGCCCCUCCCAGUAGGAACAGCGUGAUCAGCGAGAGGAACUCGACCAUCGCAGAUUCCACCCUGGUCUCCAACGAUGCCUACUGGUACAGUCUGUUUCUAGCGGAGACGAGGAAAGGAAAGCUGGUAGUCAGACAGCCUGUGCCGAAGGCGGGUUCCAGAUACAUCGUGUCCAGUCUACCAAGGAGCACGGGCCUGACAGAGACCAGCGACUCAGCGGCCUCUACAUUGCAAGUAAGAGUAUACUCUUAA